CGGUAGGAGUGGUUCUGUUUACCUCUGAUUUAUCUUAAAUUUUGAUCAAUGUAAAUGUUUAAAUGUGCCUAGAAAGCUGCCUACAUUAUCAUCCAAAUUAGAAUGCUAGUGUUUCUAAGGUAGCUUUCGUUGCUAUCGCUCAAUCUUCCAAAAUGAAAUCUAAAUAGCAAAUUUAUUUGUUCUAAACAACUGGUUUAUUCAUGACCUCAAUUAUCCAACCGUCAACACAGUCCUCUUCUUUAUCCUCGUUGUCAUUUCAACCUGAUGGUCUUACUAAAACAGUUCUACCCUUAUUAUCACCACAACAAAUACACAGUUCAAGGAACACUCGACAUGUUAUUAGUUGUAAUCAUUCAUGCCACAAAUCUUCAAUAAAUGAAAGCUUACAGAAUAAUAUGACACAUUUACAUGUAGUUAAUCAUCAUUUAUCUCGUAAACCAGAAGCUACUCCAACUAAUAUUCCAAAAGCAUUACUUUUAUCUCCACCACUGCCAAUACGUCAAAGACCUGCCAAUGCAGUAACAUCACAUGGUUAUGUAAAAGGUUUACAUAGUCGGUCACUAUCUUCGGAUCAUUGUGAACGCAAUCAUUCAACUUCCGAUGAUAGUUAUCCAACUAAAAUAUCUUUUCAAUCAUACAAUCCAAUUAGAAACAAAUUAACAACAAAAUCACAAUCACGUUCAAUGAAAUUGAACAAAUCUUCACCUUUUACAACUGAAAAUGGCAGAAAUCGUUAUCAUCACCAUCAACAACAACAACAGCCUGUUCAUAUUGUUAAUCAAUUCAAUAAAGAAGAAUUUUCACAUCUUCCAAUUGGUUUUCGAUGGAAUUAUAUUUUUCUAAAAUUAUCCAAUUGGUUUCAACGUAUACAAACAACAAAUUAUUCAAGAACAUCUUCAUCAGAUCGUACAUCAUCAUCUUCCAUGUCAACUUAUAAUAAUAAUGCUGAUAAUAAUAAUAAUAAUAAUAAUAAUAAAUUUCCAUCUAGAUCAAAUCUUCAUUGUAAUCAAUUAAAAAGACAUGAUGAAUACAUUAGAUCACAAAGUCAACCAGUUGAAAAAUCUCAUAAAAUCAAAUCAAAUUUAUAUAAUCAUGAGAAUGUUUUAAAUAAUUCAAAAAUUAAAUCACCAUUAUCAAAUGAAAUGCAACAUUUCAAACAAAAUAUUUCAUUAUCUGAUUUUGAACAAAUAAAUAAUUCUAUCGAAGAAAAUAUACCAUCCUCUUCAUCUUCUGCAAUAUCUACUCAAUUUCCUGUGAUUUGCAGCAAUGAUUCUUCACCAAUCAUUCAUACGACUAAUAAAAAUAUUAACCGAACUAAUUGUAAUUUAUUUUCAUCAUGUCAAAACAAUAAUUCCUGUUCAUGUUCAGAUAUAUCUUUUAAUAAUUUAAGCUACACUAAUUCACAUGAAAUCUCAUCAAACUGUCUAUGUAGUCAAAGUUGUCCAAUAAAAAAUUCACAUCAAUUGAAUGAAUUCCAAUUUGACAAAUAUCAAAUAUCAUCCACUACAUCAUGUUUAUCUGAUUGUUGUUUUUGUCAAAGAUAUCUUAAUUAUUGUGAACAUUGUCAGUUAGUUCCAUAUUCAUUUACUAAUCAAUAUAGACAAAAUGAUCAAACAGUACAAUCAUCUCAUUGUCACAAUUCACCAAAACCUCAUUAUCAUCAUUAUUAUUAUUCCUGUCAACAUCAUCAUCAUCUUCAUCAUCAUCAUCAUCACCAUCAUAAUCACCAUCGUCAACCACAACAUCAUCUAAAUCCUAAUUCUAACCAAUGUCAUCACAUGAAAUUCCCCUCCACUAAUCCGAUUACAACAAAUGCCAACUGUAUUAAUUAUUCAACACAGAGAAAAGCUUCAAGAAAUUUUCAUUUAAAUUUAGAUAAUCAAUAUGCUACUAUUGGUCAAUUAGGACAAUGGACAUCCGAUCAAUCUGACUGUUUGAAGAUAUCUCCAUCAUUUAAUAAACCAACAACAGCAACAACAAUAACAACUGAUUGUUCAUCACCUGUGAUCACUUUACAAUGUUUAAAUUUGUCAGAAAAACAAUUCACUAGAUUGGAUGAUCAUAUUGACAAUGUAACAACAAAUGAAGAGAAUAAUAUUGAUAAUAAUUCAAUCGAUAAUGAGUAUACAAUGAAUACAAGAAAUAUUUCAUCAGCACAUUUCAUAGAUUAUUAUCACCAAAAUCAUGAGCACGAAGUUGUUGUUGAACGAAUGAAUGCAGAUGACAACGUUGUAGAAUGUGUAGGAAGCACAGGAAGCACAUGUUCAGAUUUAGUAAAUGGUGAAAAAGUACAAUGUGUAAAUAUUCCCAAAAUUGAUAAUACUACUAUUACUACUCAUACUACUACUACUACCAAUAAUACAUUUGUUAACCAAAAGUUUGUAACAGAUUUGAUGCUUUUAAAACGAAUUGGUUGGUACUGGGGUCCAUUGACAGUGGAGGAAGCUGAAUUAUUACUGAAGAACUGCUCAGAUGGAACUUUCCUUGUACGUGAUAGUAGUCAUGACUCAUAUAUUCUGAGUGUCAGUUUUCGCUCUGGUGGCCAAAUUUAUCAUACAAGGAUUGAACAUCUGGCUGGUAAAUUUAGUUUGGCACUUUUAAAUGAUUUGAAUGACAAUGUUUCAUCGAGUGUAGCUGAAUGUAUUGAACGUGUCAUGAUUGAUUCAUUUCAAGAUCGUAUGCAUUUUUUACCAAUUCUUGAUGAUACUUCACCAUCUAAUCCCAGUGUACAGUUCAUGAAUAAUCAUCAUCCACAUCCACAUCAACAUGAACAAUCACAACAAAUUGAUCAUACAUUAGAGCAUUUACAAUCCACACGUCGUUCUACCUCGAUUACACAUAUAAAAGCGUCUUUAUUACAUCCAUUAUCACGUUUUCUUAUUGUCCCGUCAUUGGUACAUUUAUGUCGUUUUGAAUUGUUAUUACAUGUUCGAUAUGAUCAUAUUGAUUUAUUGCCAUUACCAUUGCAUAUAAUACGUUAUUUAAAAGAAAGUCAAUAUUAUGCUGAAUUUAUUCCAGCCUAUUUAGAAUUAUUAGCUAAUAUGAAUAAUAAUAAUAAUAAUGACACUCAGCAAAUUCAAUCCUAA
This is a messenger RNA of Schistosoma turkestanicum, 3086 nucleotides long. NCBI's taxonomy places the organism in Eukaryota, Metazoa, Platyhelminthes, Trematoda, Strigeidida, Schistosomatidae. The record is from the annotation of a GenBank genome assembly.